This is a messenger RNA of Carassius auratus (goldfish), 2831 nucleotides long. It is a transcript of the gene txndc5, whose product is annotated as thioredoxin domain containing 5. Bases 122 to 1345 code for a protein of 407 amino acids. Gene Ontology annotation, cellular component: endoplasmic reticulum. Gene Ontology annotation, biological process: protein folding. The transcript is spliced from 10 exons. The record is from RefSeq and is a predicted model, not a curated record. Gene Ontology annotation, molecular function: protein disulfide isomerase activity. NCBI's taxonomy places the organism in Eukaryota, Metazoa, Chordata, Actinopteri, Cypriniformes, Cyprinidae.
ACGGCUCGUUUUCACAGCUGUGCUGGUCGAUAUUGAUGUUGUACAGAUUAGCUCUGUCUGUUAGCGGCUCACUAACUCAUCUAAACUCGUAGCUCCGCUUCAUUCACAGGCCUGCUCAGUUAUGAUCAUGACGCCGUUUUUAGCGAGUUUUAUUUAUUUGGCGCUGUUAUGUAACGUUAAUAGGAUAUGCUGUGAUAAUGACACAGAAGAGGAUGAGCACGCCAAACACACAUACACGGUGGAGAUGUUCAAUGAUGCCGUCUCUAUUGCUCCCCACUUCGUCAUGUUCUACGCGCCCUGGUGUGGUCACUGUCAGAGGCUGCAGCCGGCGUGGAAUGAGUUGGCAGAUAAAUAUAACAGUAUGGAAGCUCCUCCAGUGUAUGUGGUGAAAGUCGACUGCACAAAAGACACAAAGUUUUGCUCCAGUGAGCAUGGGAUCCGUGGAUACCCCACUCUGAAGUUGUUUAAACCUGAUCAGGAGGCUAUAAAGUAUCAGGGCCCAAGAGAUCUGGAGGCGCUGGAGAGCUGGAUGCUAAAAACCCUUCAGGAGGAACCUGAAGAACCCCAGACUGAACCCGAGCUGCCCAAAGUCCCUGAACCCAAACAGGGCCUGUAUGAACUCGCAGCCACAAACUUCAAAUCACACAUCUCUAAAGGUUCUCACUUUGUGAAGUUCUAUGCACCAUGGUGUGGGCACUGCAAAGCCAUGGCUCCUACAUGGGAACAGCUCGCCACCAGCUUCGAGCAUUCAGACAGUGUCAAGAUCGGCAAGGUGGAUUGCACACAGCACUAUGAGGUGUGUUCAGAUAAUCAGGUUCGUGGUUAUCCCACGCUGCUCUUCUUCACUGAUGGAGAGAAGGUUGAUCAGUACAGAGGAAAGCGUGAUCUGGACUCAUUUAAAGAGUUUGUUGAUAAUCACGUAAAAGCUGCUGAAUCUAAAGAUGAGCCUGUGAAAGAGGAGGAGCAUGCUCACGAAAUCCCACCUAGCGAUGAACCUGAAAAACAAGAGUCUAAUGUUCUGGUAUUGACUGAUAGCAACUUUGACGAGACUGUUGCCAAAGGACUCUCCUUCAUCAAGUUCUAUGCUCCAUGGUGUGGUCACUGCAAAAACCUGGCCCCUACCUGGGAUGAUCUAUCUAAAAAGGAGUUUCCUGGACUGGCUGAUGUGAAGAUUGCUAAAGUGGACUGCACCGUGGAGAGAUCGGUCUGCAACAGAUACUCUGUGCGUGGAUACCCAACUCUCCUGAUGUUCCGGGCGGGGCAACAGGGGGAGGAGCAUAAUGGAGGGCGGGACUUAGAGAGCUUGCACAAUUUUGUCAUGAAGCAUGCGAGAGAUGAGCUGUAACUCCCUCAUUUUCCACACAACAACACUAUCUACAUUUACCAUACAGUCAAAAGGACUUUUUUUCUUCAUUUCUGUCCCUCACCUGCUUCCACAUGAUAAAAUGUGAAUGUACAUGUCAUCUCAGAUCAGUUGACGAGAUUAUUAGCGAUUGCAACUACAGACUUUUGAUUUUGACUUUCUCCAUUAAAAUAACAGUAGUAUGAUUUCAAAAAGAGCAUUACAUCAUUUAAGGUGCAUAUUUUGUCAGUUAUAUUUGAGGAAAUUCAGCUUAAUUUGCUAUCAGCUGAGAAAAUAUGACCUCAGGGAGACUUUUUUUUUUUUUUUUUGUUUUUUUUUUUUUUAUACCUCCAAUCAAUGUAAAACAUUAUGAGAUACACACUUGCAAACAGCACUUUGACCAUGUACGGGGUUUUUCUGUUGGAGUUUCAAAUGUUUCUGUUGUGGUCUUAGGUUUUGAAAUGGUUGUAUAAUUCAGAAGAUUAAAACAAUUAUGAAAUAAACCAGACUAAGGUAGUUUGUUAGCUAGACUUGGAGACCUGUUUAAACCAGUCAAGACCAAGAUGGAUUAGCUGGUUCAGAUAGUUGGCCAUAAUUAUCUAACCAGGCCAGUCUUAACAGGUUUGAUGGCCAGCAAACCACAUUAGGCUGGUUUAACAGCUUUGAUUAAUUUGUCUUAUAAAUCUUCUUAAAUUUUCUUAUAGGCAUAUGAAUGGGGUAAAUACAUUUAGACAUAUCCCCAAUAUUGCCAUUAUGUAAUCCUUUUUUCUUUUUUUUUCUCAACACUCAGCAAAGUAAAACAAUGCAAAAUAGAUAAUUUUUUGCUGUAUAAUGACGGUUUAUGGAAAUAUGGUUUACUUAACAGUAAAGGUUGUGAAAGGUUAAAGCAUUUAUGGUACAGUAUUUUUUUUUUUUUUAUUAUUAUUAUUUUGCAUUUUUCCUUUGAUUAGGUUUGUCUUUUAGACUCUGUUUGAGACACACUUUUUUUCUCUCUCUCUGUAAUUCAGUCUUUAUGGCUUUCACAUGCCGGUCAACCACUUUUAAUAUUAUUAGUGAAAUGCUUAAAACGCUUUGUGAUGGUGAAAUUCAGAGACACUAGCGUCGCCUGGUAUCAUUGCUUGAAGAAUUCUGAUAGACUUGUAUGUGUUCUCUGAUGCUCUCCAGUGGUUUCAUUGACUUAAACAAAUGUAAUCUACAUUUUUCCUUUCAAAUAUUCCCACACUGAGAUGUUUAUUUUUCUCUUUUACUGGAUCUGAAAGAGAAGGAAGGGAAAAGCAAUCAGAGAAACCGCAUAUAUUCAGUGAAGUCUUUAUGGGAGGCACAUGGUCAAGGCUGAACUCACUGAAAAAUGCAGUAUUUUUGUCCUGUGCGAGAGGGGUACACUCACUCUCUGGGUUGUUGUUGUUGUUGUUGUUGUUUUUGUUUUUGUUUUUUUACAAAAACAGCCAUUUUGUGACACAUUUCAUAAUAAAAUGUCUUUUUCCAAAAA